UAAACAUUUCAUCUGGUUUAACUACAUUCGAAGCUGAUGUGUUACAUUUCUUCUGUUUAGCUUUAAUGCCCAAGGAGAAGCCACCAUUGAAUGUUGUGGGAGAUGUGGGAGGCAGGAUUGCCAUUAUAGUGGACGACAUGAUAGAUGAUGUUGAUGCGUUUGUCAAAGUGGCAGAAGUACUGAAGGAGAGAGGAGCAUAUAAAGUGUAUGUCAUGGCCACCCAUGGUCUCCUAUCAUCAGAUGCCCCCAAACUCAUAGAGGACUCCUGUAUUGAUGAGGUUGUUGUCACUAACACUGUUCCACACGAGAUGCAGAAAAUGCAGUGUCACAAAAUUAAAACCGUGGACAUCAGUAUUAUGUUGACAGAGGCAAUCAGGCGUAUCCAGAAUAACGAGUCCAUGUCCUACCUGUUCAGAAACAUUGGAUUGGACGACUGAUCUCAGGUGUAUAUGUCUCCGGAACAUUAGAAUUUGUUGUCUGUAAUUUAUGUUAGAAUAUAAAAAGAAAUGGAUCUGUAAUGUUUGAAAAUUGACAACAAUUUGUUAUUAGUUUUGCUAGUACGUGUACCUGCAUGGUGUAAAGAUAAUUUUAGUGUAGUCUAAGCUUUGUUUCAUUUGUAUUAGAGAACUACAUUUUUCUAAAAACACAGAAUAUAGUUUGACACGUAAUAAUUUUUUUAUUUAAAUGGUGAAAAUAUUGUACUUGCAUGUCUUAAAUUUCCACAUGUAUGUUUAUAGCUGUUUUCCACAGGAAGAAAACUUUUACCUUGAGAAAUAGUAUGCUUUCUCUGUAGCUGCAAUAAUGUAGCCCUCUCCGAUUUUUUUUUAUCUGAUGCCCCCCCCCCCCAAAAAAAGGGGGGAGAGGUCUCCAUUAUUGCAGCUAGCUUUCACUGUUGAUCCUCUUUUAUAUGUGCUAACCCCCUCC
Molecule: messenger RNA, 924 nt
Organism: Saccostrea cuccullata (small rock oyster)
Lineage: Eukaryota; Metazoa; Mollusca; Bivalvia; Ostreida; Ostreidae
Product: phosphoribosyl pyrophosphate synthase-associated protein 2-like
Exons: 3
Coding region: 66-437 (123 amino acids)
Biological process (GO): purine nucleotide biosynthetic process; 5-phosphoribose 1-diphosphate biosynthetic process
Cellular component (GO): ribose phosphate diphosphokinase complex; cytoplasm
Molecular function (GO): magnesium ion binding; ribose phosphate diphosphokinase activity; ATP binding
Source: RefSeq, a predicted model, not a curated record